Cryptomeria japonica (Japanese cedar) is the source of this 1110-nucleotide messenger RNA. RefSeq names its product protein HOTHEAD-like. The coding region runs from base 1 to 1110 and encodes 369 amino acids. Lineage: Eukaryota; Viridiplantae; Streptophyta; Pinopsida; Cupressales; Cupressaceae. Gene Ontology annotation, molecular function: nucleic acid binding; flavin adenine dinucleotide binding; oxidoreductase activity, acting on CH-OH group of donors. The record is from RefSeq and is a predicted model, not a curated record. The transcript has 5 exons.
AUGACUUUGGAGGUGGAUUUAAGGAGUCACAUUCUUAGUGCUCUACAUGCAGAUUCAUGGUACCAGUCGGUCAGAUCAGAGAUAGCAUCAGGUAGAGCCUUGGAAGUGGAACAAAUAUUUGUCAAAGACAUCAUCAAGUUGCAUGAUAUUCCACGUAAGAUUAUAUCAGAUAGAGAUCUUGUGUUCGCUUCUGCAUUCUGGAUAGUACUUCAGUACAAUUUAGGCACCCAGUUGAACUAUAGUACAACAUAUCACCCAGAGACAGAUGGUCAGAUAGAGUCAUGGACGAGCAGCUUUCUUUGGAGCCCUGCACAUUCUUCAGUGCAGAGAGAUAUCUCUCAAAGGUCGGGGAAUAGAGCAGAGUACCCAUAUCCGUUUAUGACAGCAGAUGCUCAAAAGGCAGCUUCAAGAUCAUAUGAUUACAUUGUGGUUGGAGGAGGUACAGCGGGAUGUCCCCUGGCAGCAACUCUCUCACAGCACUACUCUGUUUUAGUAUUGGAGAGGGGAAACUCUACUUACGGAAUUCCCGAUGUGGAGGAUUUCAGAGGGUCUUCCACAACUAAUCCCAACGUAGCGCAGGCGUUUGUCUCAGAAGAUGGAGUGCAGUUGGUACGGGCGAGAGUUUUAGGAGGUGGAUCAGCCAUCAACGGUGGAGUCUACAGCAGGGCGAGCACUGAAUAUAUUCGGAAAAUAAAGUGGGAUGAGAAACUUGUAUAUGAGUCAUAUGAAUGGAUAGAACGGUUGAAUGCCUUCCAACAAUACAAGCUUUCUACUUGGAAUUCUGCUACCAAGGAUGGGCUUCUUCAAGCUGGAGUUCUUCCUUACAACGGCCACACUUUAGAUUAUUUGGUUGGCACCAAGAUCAGUGGCUCAAUCUUUGACGAGAAUGGACAGAGACAUACAGCCGCAGAUCUACUCCAGUAUGCAAAUCCAGAAAAUAUUGUAGUUCUUCUCAAUGCUACUGCCAGCAGAAUACUCUUCAGUUUGGGAUCAGGAAAGCCAAAGGCUAGCGGAGUGGACUUCAGAAGCAACAAUGAUGGUCUCAUUUAUCAAAUUUCACUUAACCAAUUGUCAAUCAAUAGUGAGGUGAUUUUGUCAGAGGAAGCAUAG